This is a messenger RNA of Aureobasidium uvarum, 1299 nucleotides long. The record is from the annotation of a GenBank genome assembly. NCBI's taxonomy places the organism in Eukaryota, Fungi, Ascomycota, Dothideomycetes, Dothideales, Saccotheciaceae.
UCGAAUAUGGCAAGUCAAAACGUUCUUUUCGGACGUUCCUUACUAUGUCACUCUAUCCUGAAAUUCUCGCACUCUACUCUUCCUCGCCAUGCAAGUCCUUCAGGCUGGAAUCACAUCCAAGCGCCUGAUAUCUUUGCUCUCGUUGAACAGCUCGACCAUGACGGCAUACAGCUCAGAAUCGUCCAAGGUACCAAUGAUCUGGUUCUCCCACUCACGGCCAUCAUCCAAGAGACUAGAGACUUGCAUAAGAGACAGCCGAAGCAGUCACCAGACAAUCUGCCCAUCUUUGGUCUGACUAAGGGUACUGCAAUGGCUGUUCGCUAUUUCUGCCAGAAUAAUCAGGUCAGACGUAUUCAGUUGCGCUUCACUGAUGAAGCCUCCUGCAAUGAAGCUGUACAGCUGCUCUCUGGUCACGGACUCAUGUUCUCAAUGCCGCCGGCCAAGCAGAACACCCAGUCUCAAGCUCGUCCUAUGACAGCUAACUCAUACAUGAAUCGUCAACCCUCUAUGCAGUCCGCUCGCUUCGAUCGUGAGACUUCCUCGAUCAUCGUUCCGACAAUCCAAGGUACGACGCAACAGUCGAGUCAGCACGACAACGACUCAACCAACCUGCACAUGCUCACUUCAUCGCCGGGUCCAAAAGUGUAUCAAACCACAAGUAUCGAAAGACAACCUUCCGUCAAUUCAGACGAGCUGUCCCGCAUGCAUAUGUUCACCUCUUCACCAGGAUCAAAGGAGUAUGAGACUCGGGGCAUUCAAAGACAGCCAACGUUUGGUCCAAUCCGCACGAGCGAAGAGCCAACAGAAAGGCCUUCGACUGCGCCGAUUCAGUGGCCAUCAGACAUGGCCAGGGCAAUGCUACCUCCUCGUAGAGAACUUCCUUUCCCCAAACCGUCUAGCAGUCCCGCAAAGACCAAGAUGCUGCCACCUCUUCCGAAGCCAAGUUAUGCUUCAGAGGCUGCGAAGUCGGAAAAGUCAAUAAAAGAGGAAAGUCGAAGUAGUAUGUCGCCAGAGAAGAAGAUCAACCCGGGUAUCACACGACUCGCCACUCCUCGAGGACCUACAAGAUUCGAGCCUCCAUCCUCACGGAUGUACAACUUUCAGCCGAGCGAUGACUCUAUGACUAUGGUCAAUGAAAGUCCCGGGUACAGAGGUAUUGAUAUUCCAAGCGGCACUAUAGCUCGUGAGCGCGACCAAGGGUUUGUCGCAGAUACAGAUCNNAACGCUACCGUAGCAGCAAAGCCCCCUGUGUUCGAGCCCUGGGCAGAUGACAUCUUCCAGUCCAUCGGAAAGACGUAG